Molecule: messenger RNA, 195 nt
Organism: Racocetra persica
Lineage: Eukaryota; Fungi; Glomeromycota; Glomeromycetes; Diversisporales; Gigasporaceae
Source: the annotation of a GenBank genome assembly
GAAUCCUCGAUUUGUGAAAAUUGAUGAUACUCAGGAUACAAAUUCCCAGUCUGCACAAAAUAACGACAGUCAAACUCCUCAACAAAUUGUUCACAAUAUGAAUCAACAUACCCAUACACAAUCUAACAUUAAUUAUAUCAACGGUAUCAAUGGUCAAAGCCCUCAACAAAUUGUUCACAAUAUGAAUCAAUACCA